Cololabis saira (Pacific saury) is the source of this 1145-nucleotide messenger RNA. RefSeq names its product nucleoporin 37 (gene nup37). Gene Ontology annotation, cellular component: nuclear pore outer ring. The coding region runs from base 140 to 1111 and encodes 323 amino acids. Gene Ontology annotation, molecular function: protein binding. Lineage: Eukaryota; Metazoa; Chordata; Actinopteri; Beloniformes; Belonidae. The transcript has 10 exons. The record is from RefSeq and is a predicted model, not a curated record.
UUGUAAUGGUUUUGGACUCUAACCAGUGAUGUUUGAGUGCUACGUUGUCAGUUUGAGCGUUGAAUGUAUAAAACUGGUGACAUUAAGUUUAGUUUAGCUGACUGCAUGCUCUUCUCACGUGUUUUACUGCCAGUCCAGCAUGCAGGAAGACUCGACCCGCAGUCCCAGCUACGUAGUGCCAUGCGACGACUACGUCCACACGGUAGAGUUCAGUCCCUUCACCUCUGGCACCCCUGCCUCCCUCUUGGCCUACGGUGGAAACCAGUAUGUGGUGGUGGGCACCUGCCUCUUCCAGGAGGAGGAUAUGGAGGUGGAGGGGGUUGAAUUCAACGUUCUCCGAGCUUUCCGUCAUGACUUACGCGUCGAUGCUCUGGCCUGGAGCCCUGAAUCUCGGCUGGACAGGAUACCCACUAUCAGAUUGUGCACCGCGGCAGCUGACAGAAAACUACGCCUGCUGACUUCUGAUCUUCAGGACAAGCAUGAAUUCAAGGUGAUGGAGGGCCACACCAGCUACAUUAACCAUUUGGUGUUCGAUCCCACAGAAGGGAAACAAAUUGCUUCCGUCAGUGAUGACCACACUUGCAGGGUGUGGGACCUGGAUGGAAACGAGACCACCGUUCUCAGACUGCGCUCUCCUGGCGUCAGUGUGUGCUGGCACCCACAGGAAGUCUUUAAGUUAAUGGUGGCAGAGAAAAGGGGGACGAUUCGCUUCUACGACCUGGUCACGCAGCAGGCCAUCCUAUCGCUGGACUGCGCCCCGCUCAUGUCGGCCGACUGGUGCUUCACCAAUACCAUCAAAGUGGGCGCCGUGUCGGGCAACGACUGGGUCAUCUGGGACAUCACACGCUCCAGCUACCCACAAGAGAAGAGGCCUGCCCACAAAGACAAAGCGCGGCUCUUCAGGUGGUCUCGGGCCAAUGAGAACCUUUUUGCCACCACCGGUUGUCCCGGAAAGAUCAGUAGCCCGCUGCUCAUCCACCAUCUCGGUCACCCUCAGCCUGUGACGAUCGGAUCGGCCACGGUGGGGUCGGGCCUGAGCUGGCACCGGACGCUUCCCCUCUGCGUCGUCGGCAGCGAUAGAAAGCUUUGCUUCUGGAUGACGGAGAUGUAGCGGCACUGUGGAUGGAUGUCCUGUUUCUGUUUAA